UUUCAACAACCAGGCGGCCUGAGAGGCGGAGCCGCCAGAGCGUGCAAACUUAACGGGUUUUGGCACCGGCGAGAGCCUUACAUUUGCGAGACUGACUGACUGAGGGAAGAGGAGGUGCGGAUCGUCUUCAACGGCUGGAAUGGGACAUCCGCGCCCUACCAGUGAGAGCAGCAGCAGCGGGGAGGAAGACGGGGAUGCCGAGUGGAAAGCCGCCAUUGAGUCAAUCGCCGCGACCACCACUUUCGGCUCUUCCAAUACAACAACGACGAAGCGUGAGACUGUCGAAGCUGACAGAGAGCAUCCAAGCGAUGUCCGGAAACUCAAGCACUACCAGCUCAAGGCACAGAAGAUGUUGGAUGAUAUCUUAGAAAAGACAUUAGAGGUUGCGAACGAUCCCAUUCAUGUACCAGAUAGUGAGACCAUGAUGAAUGAUGGUGGAGUACGGUUAUUCAAGCAUUCUUCCCCCGGGAUAGUAUUCGAUCAUAUAGAUGAAUUUCAACGACCAACAAAAAGACCAAGAAUCCUUCCAGGACUAGUGAUUGAGGAAAAAUCGAAGAAGUUCAAGCAGCUACUCCAGUCUAUAGUGGUUGAUGGAGCAGACAUAAUAGCUGCAGCUAGAGUUGCAUCCCAGAAAUCAUUAAAUAGGCUAGAAGCUAAAGACGCAGCGGCAAAAGAAAAGACGAAAAGAGAGGAGGAAAGGGUUGCAGAACUGAAAACGAUCAGGGGUGAGAAAUGGCUACCUUCUAUGGCCCGGGAAAUGCAGAGAAAUUCAGUGCCAAGGUCAAAAUACUUCAGUUGAAAACAAAGCCGUUCAUUCCUUGCAUGCCUGCGUAAGUGUGAUCUAUCCAAUGUUCGAUAAUUCACAUCUUUGUUUGCUUCUUCACUCUUACUGAAAUUUUCACAAGUAGAAAUUGAACAGACACCUGUUAGCAAGGUAGGAGAGUUCCAGUAGCCAAUUGAAAUGAAUGCCCUUCCGCCACAGUAAUUGAGAAAUCCUGAUGUCUUCAUAAUGCUCAGGCUGUUACUUCUACAAUCCAUUCCUUGCCAUCCUUUCCGUCCGAAGGCGGCGACUGGCGGAUAUCACAUUUAGAGCAUGAUAUGGAUUAUACUUUGGCUUGGCAAAUAUAUCAAUGAAGUUUACAAAAAGCUGUUCUUUUAUGUAUACAUGCAUGCCCCUUAUCACAUUUAUCAUAAAUGAUAAAAUCUGAUUUUUCCCUCUCAGA
This is a messenger RNA of Tripterygium wilfordii, 1223 nucleotides long. RefSeq lists its product as uncharacterized. The transcript is spliced from 4 exons. The coding region runs from base 140 to 799 and encodes 219 amino acids. The record is from RefSeq and is a predicted model, not a curated record. Lineage: Eukaryota; Viridiplantae; Streptophyta; Magnoliopsida; Celastrales; Celastraceae.